UUCUUUUUAGAACAGUACUCUUGAUGCUGCUGAAAUAAGACACUUGCCAUAAUUAACUAUAAUUUUAAAUGAAGUUGUGUUGGAAUUUAAUAAAGCCAGUUAAAUGCUAAAACCUGUGUUCAAGACAGAUGACUGAAAUUAAUGAGUAAAAUAAUUAGCCAAGAUUAUAUAUUGUAAACAAGGAGUCCCCAAACAUAUUUUUUCUUCUCUGAUCUUGUGGAAUCAGUUGCAGAGACACCCUCAAGGCUGAGUGCAUUAAUAACUUUCUUGGAGAUGGGAACAUUGGUAGGUAGAAAGAAUCCUAAAAAGAAAGAAUAUAGCAACAACAAGAAAAAGACUAAGAUUGUGACAAAGACCCAACUGGGUUCUCUUGGUUAUAAACUCUUCUCCAUCUGGUGCUACAACAAUGAGUGGGAAAUCCCUGCUCUUAAAGGUCAUUCUCUUGGGUGAUGGUGGAGUUGGGAAAAGCUCGCUCAUGAACCGUUAUGUAACCAAUAAAUUUGACUCCCAGGCUUUUCACACCAUAGGGGUAGAGUUCUUAAAUCGAGAUCUGGAGGUAGAUGGACGUUUUGUAACUCUCCAGAUCUGGGACACUGCAGGGCAGGAACGCUUCAAGAGCCUUAGGACACCCUUCUACAGGGGAGCAGACUGCUGCCUCUUGACUUUCAGCGUGGAUGACCGGCAGAGCUUUGAGAACCUUGGUAAUUGGCAGAAAGAAUUCAUCUACUACGCAGAUGUGAAAGACCCUGAGCACUUCCCCUUUGUAGUUCUGGGUAACAAAGUAGACAAAGAGGAUAGGCAAGUGACUACUGAGGAGGCACAGGCCUGGUGCAUGGAGAAUGGAGAUUACCCUUAUCUAGAAACAAGUGCCAAAGAUGAUACUAAUGUGACAGUGGCCUUUGAAGAAGCUGUCAGGCAGGUGUUAGCUGUAGAGGAACAGCUGGAGCAUUGCAUGUUAGGUCACACUAUUGACUUGAACAGUGGUUCCAAAGCAGGAUCUUCAUGCUGUUAAAAGUGGGAAGCCUUUUAAAAGUGUGCCCCAACUGGUCAGUGAGUAGUGUAAGAAUAACUGUGCCCGUCUAAGACUGCACACACAUACAAAAGGGUAAGAGAUAAGGUUAUGAUUGUAAAUCAGAGCCUUUCAAAUUGAAGUUGUAGAGCGAUUAAAAAAAAAAAGCUUUAUCAAGCCAAGUGUAUUUUGCGUGAUUUCUGCUAUUUCCUUCUUGUGUGUUUCAGGACAUUUCAGAAAGCUUUAGUUCUGAAAGAUUUAGAUAUUUUUCAAGUCACAGUUUAAACUUAGAACCCAGCCGCAUGAAGGAGUUAAAGAGCUACAGCUAUCCCUUAAAGCAUUCCAUUAAUCAACUAACAAAUGUCACCAUCAACUCUUGCCAAGCAGUUUCUGACAUGUCUGCCAAAGGGGAAAAAAAUAAGACUCUGAGUCGUAUUACAAUAAAGAUUAUAAUGCAAACUAGGAUGUCCUAAGCUUGAAUUAUAAAGAGGUUGUAAUGAUUAGGAAUGCAAAAGUAUAAUGAUGUACACUGCCUUGUUUAAAUCCUUAUGUACGGUUUGCUCCCAUCUGAGCUUUUCAAAAAAAUACCAUCUCAAUAAGAGAUACACUAAUGACACUGGAGAUUUAUUAUACUCCUUGUGUUUGAAGUAACAGGGUCCUAGUGAAUGGAUUAUGUUUAAAUAUGCCAACCACCCUUGCAAGUAAAAGGUUGGUCUGCUUUCACUUCAUAAGUCUACUUUUGCUGCACAGGGAUGUUGCUUCUCUGACAACCUCUUAUUAAUUCAGCAAUGCUGCUUAGUAUAUGGCUUUGGAUGCAGUGCACUCUGCUCAUAAUUUUGAUGGUCCUUUGGUCCACCAUACUGUGCUCUCAGAGAAGCCUUCAGAACAGGUUGGAGGAUACUGGGCUUUUCUCCUAAGGUUCCGUAACUCGAAUAUUUAUUGUAGAAGAAGGAACUGAUUUCUUGUAUGCACUGUAUGUUGAGCUGGCCAAACUAGGAUGUUGAAAGUAACAAGAGAACAUACUUUAACCCAGCAUUAGAAUGAACUUAUGAGAGUUGUCCAACAAUAGAAUGGACUGCCUUAAUAGUGAACCCCCUUCCAGUGAAAAUAUUCAAGAUGCUGGAUGACCAUCUGUUAAAAUAUCAUAAAAAUAAUUUCUGUACUGGCUAGAUGUUUGGUUUAAGGUCCCUUCCAGCUCUGAGUUCUAGGAAUCUACGAGCUACAAACUACGUUUCAGUGCCAUGUUAUAGUUAGAUAUAUCUUAAGACAACAGCUAAGACUAUGGAAAGGGACUUUAAAAUUUCUCAAACUACUCUGGGAUCAGCAUUUAACAGCAACUACAUAGCUCUUUCUUUUGCUUUUGCACUAUGGCAGGAAAAAUUCUUGAGCUCUGAGUAAUCAUUAUGUGCCCAAUAUAAACAUCCUGAAGAUACCAUAUUAAAAUACAAAAACAGUUUGUCAAAUUUUGAUUACCAUGACUGCCAGCUAUAUACUAUAUUAUGAAUAUGCAGCUAGUUCUUGUCGGUUGAUAUAUUUGUCCUGCAUAGCUUUUAAUCUAUACUUUUACAACAUCUAUGAUAAAAAUAGUGACCCAAGGUAGUGAGAGACAGUUAGAAAUGACCCCAAAAAGAGACCUAGGUUGGGAAGGGGGCAGGAGCUUUCACAGGAAUAUAGCCUAGAACUCUCCAUUGUAGCCACAUAUGGAAUCAGCCUUACAUGUGGGACCUUAUGUGCUUUAAGAGCUCUGGGACUUUUUGGCCACAUUGAUAAGUGGAAGAUGAUAUUUUAACCCAGUAAUGCUCAAUAUGUCCAAUUUAAAUAUAGUCCAGACCCCAUUGUCCAACUAAUUUUGAUGCCAGAAGUCAAAGCCAGAACUGGGGCCCCACAGCUCUUAAGUAUUGGUCUCUAUCCUGCCUAUGCCUAUAGCCAGCCACACUGGUUUCCAAGUUCUAUGAUCAUUUUGCUACAAUCAUGUUUGUUAGGGUGAAAAUAUGUAUGUCGGAACUAUUAAAUGCUAAUUGUUUUUAAGUGCAUGAGACCUGGGGCCUUCUCUUUCUACUUGCACUCUGCUUAUAAUAGUUUCUAUUUGUAGAUCUCAGGCCUUCAUAAAGACCUCCAUCCACUCACAGAAGUACUUGUCACUAUUAGAAUGGCAUGUGAUCAUUUAAGUAAAAAAAAAAUUACUUAGGUAUCCCAUUCAUAGGCCUCCUGUCCAUACAAGACAAGUGUUAAGUCAUUUGAAGCCCCUUUCCUCUUAGCCAUACCAUUUUUUUUCUGCCAUAUCACUACACAAUAUCUUAAUGAAAGCGCUUAAUAUUCAGUGACAAAAAAUAGUGGCAUUUUGGUGAGUAAUACUCAGUGGGUUGUGGACAUAUAGUUUGGGUAAAAUUUAAAAAAACACCAAAGGCUGAAAUCUGUGAGUACAAGAAACUGUGCAUAUAGGCUUAGAAAUUGUUUACUCUAGAAUGUGCAGUGCAAUAUUUUCAGUAGGUGUUUUUUUUUUAAUGAACACUAGAUUUUUUGGAACAAGAUAUUUCUAAUUGGAACUAUAUUGUUUUUCAAUGGUCCAUUAAAACAUCAUACAGAAUAUCUAUUUAAUUUAUUUUCAUGUGUUGGGCUAACAUUCAGGGGGCCUCAGAUUCCAUAUGUCUUCAGUGGAUUGAUGAAUUUCAGGUUAAUUUGUGCCUGCCUCAGCCAUCUCUACUUUACCCUGAGGUAUUCCACAAUCCUCUUGUUGCAGGUGCUGCUAAAAACUCAAAAUUGUGUAUCAGAUAUUUUGUUUCAACUGUAAAAAUAUCAUCUGUGUUAAAGUGAAUAAAAAGUGCA
Molecule: messenger RNA, 3835 nt
Organism: Balaenoptera acutorostrata (minke whale)
Lineage: Eukaryota; Metazoa; Chordata; Mammalia; Artiodactyla; Balaenopteridae
Gene: RAB9B
Product: RAB9B, member RAS oncogene family
Exons: 3
Coding region: 407-1012 (201 amino acids)
Biological process (GO): retrograde transport, endosome to Golgi; Rab protein signal transduction
Cellular component (GO): lysosome; late endosome; phagocytic vesicle
Molecular function (GO): GTPase activity; GTP binding
Source: RefSeq, a predicted model, not a curated record